CGAUUACAUAAUGCGCUGAAAAUUUUUGGUGGACUAUAAAAAAAAGAAUAGUCAUAGUUGUAACAGGUGAUCCCCAGAUAGUACAAAUCAUCAGAAAUCAUGUCUGCUGAAGGUGUUGAAAAAUUGACCAUUGACGAAAGUAAAGUGGCUCCAGUAGCUGCUGCUGUAGAGGCUUCUGGUUCUACUGAAAGUUCAAAUGAACCAGUAAUUCUCGGAGAAGAUGGCCAACCAUUAUCCAAGAAGGCCUUGAAGAAAUUACAAAAGGAAAAGGAAAAGGCUGAAAAGAAAGCUGAAAGACAAAGACAAUUGGAACAAGAAAAGGCUGAAAAGGAAGCUGCUGCUGGUGAAGAUCCAGCCAAGGAAAAAUAUGGUAAGUAUCCAUUAAUUAAUUCUGCCUUUAAGAAUAAUGAAAAGAGAGUUGAAAUUAAGGACUUAUCCGCAGCUAAUGAUGGAGAAAAAGUUAUCUUUAGAGCUAGAGUUCAUAAUACCAGACAACAAGGUGCUACUAUGUUGUUUUUAACUUUAAGACAACAAUCCAAUUUAAUUCAAGCUUUAUUAAGAGCCAAUAAAGAUACUGAUGAAAAGGCUAUUUCUAAACAAAUGGUUAAAUGGGCCUCAUCUAUUAAUUUAGAAUCUAUUGUCGUAGUUUAUGGUACUGUUCGUAAAGUUGAUGAAUUAAUUAAAUCAUCUACCAUUCAAGAUGUUGAAAUUCAUGUUGAUAAAAUUCAUACUGUUCAUGAAACUCCAGAACAAUUACCAUUAUUAAUUGAAGAUGCUUCUAGAUCUGAUGCUGAAGCUGAAGCUCUUAAACUUCCAAUUGUUAAUUUAGAUACUAGAUUAGAUGCUAGAGUUAUUGAUUUAAGAACUCCAACAAAUCAAGCUAUCUUCAAGAUUCAAUCUGGAGUUUGUUUAUUAUUUAGAGAAUUCUUAACCAAGAAAGGAUUCACUGAAGUUCAUACUCCAAAAAUUAUUGGUGCUGCAUCUGAAGGUGGUGCUAAUGUCUUUGAAAUUAAUUAUUUUAAAGGUUCUGCUUUCUUAGCUCAAUCCCCUCAAUUUUAUAAAGAACAAUUAAUUGCUGCUGAUUUCGAAAAAGUUUUCGAAAUUGCUCCUGUUUUCAGAGCUGAAAAUUCAAAUACUCAUCGUCAUAUGACUGAAUUCACUGGUUUAGAUUUAGAAAUGGCAUUUGAAGAACAUUAUGAUGAAGUUCUUGAUGUCUUAAUGGAAUUAUUCGUUUUUAUCUUUACUGAAUUGAAAAACAGAUAUGGUAAAGAAAUUGCUACUGUUAGAAAACAAUUCCCAGUUGAAGAAUUUAAAAUUCCUCAUGAUGGUAAAAUGGUUAGACUUCACUUUAAAGAAGGUAUUGCUAUGUUAAGAGCUGCUGGAAAGGAAGUUGAUGAUUUUGAAGAUUUAUCUACUGAAAAUGAAAAAUUAUUAGGUAAAUUGGUUAGAGAUAAAUAUGAUACUGAUUUCUAUAUCUUAGAUAAAUUCCCAUUGGCUGUUAGACCAUUCUAUACCAUGCCAGAUCCUGAAGAUCCAAGAUAUUCUAAUUCUUAUGAUUUCUUUAUGAGAGGUGAAGAAAUUUUAUCAGGAGCUCAACGUGUUCAUGAUCCAGAAUUAUUAAGAGAAAGAUUAGCUGCUCAUGAAGUUGACUGGCAUGUUCCAGGUUUACAAGAAUAUGUUGAUGCUUUUACUUAUGGAUGUCCACCUCAUGCUGGUGGAGGUAUUGGAUUAGAAAGAGUUGUUAUGUUUUUCUUAGACUUGAAGAAUAUCCGUAGAGCUUCGUUAUUCCCAAGAGAUCCAAGACGUUUAAGACCAUAGAGAUCUCAAUAUGAUGUAAAUAAAUAAUAAAUAAUAAAUAUACUUAAUAAACAUAUAGCCUAUUAUAUAAUAA
Molecule: messenger RNA, 1891 nt
Organism: Scheffersomyces amazonensis
Lineage: Eukaryota; Fungi; Ascomycota; Pichiomycetes; Serinales; Debaryomycetaceae
Gene: DPS1-1
Product: aspartate--tRNA ligase
Exons: 1
Coding region: 100-1818 (572 amino acids)
Biological process (GO): aspartyl-tRNA aminoacylation
Cellular component (GO): cytosol; aminoacyl-tRNA synthetase multienzyme complex; cytoplasm
Molecular function (GO): aspartate-tRNA ligase activity; ATP binding; RNA binding
Source: RefSeq, a predicted model, not a curated record